AUGUUAAGGAAAUGGAGAAGGGAAGGGGGAGAGGGGGACAGUUACAGGGAGGAAAAACAGAGAUACAAGAAGCUAUGUGAAGGGAAGAAAAGAAGAGAAGUGGAGAAAUGGGAAGCGGAAGUAAAGGAGAUCAGGACGGAGGGGCAGGUAUGGAAAGUGGUAUACAGGGAGAGAAAGAGGAGAAGGAGGGUGAAUGAGGGAAUUAGUAUGCAAGAAUGGGAUGGGUACUUUAAAGAGCUGUUGGGAGGAGUGAAAGAGAGGGUGGUGAUGGGAACAAGAAGAGGGGAGGGGAGGGAGGAGGAGGAGAAGGAGGAGGAAGAGGAGAUAAGGAGAGAAGAGGUGGGGGAAGUAGUGAAGAAGCUUAGAGAGAGAAAAGCGAUGGAAAGUGAUGGAAUUCCAAAUGAGGUUUGGAAGUUUGGAGGGGAGGUAGUGAAAGAAUGGCUAUGGGAAGUGUGCAAUAGAGUGUGGAAGGGAGAGGGUUGGCCGGAAGAUUGGAGGGAGGGAAUUAUAGUGCCUAUAGAAAAAAAGGGGGAGGGGGAGAGAGUGAGGGACUACAGAGGGGUGACGUUAGCGCAAACGGCAUACAAAGUGUAUGCUGCCGUGUUGGCGGAAAGGUUGAGGAAAGAGGUUGAAGAGAAGGGCUUGCUGCCACCGAGUCAGACAGGGUUUAGAAGAGGCGUUGGGACCACGGACAACAUUUACGUACUGAAUUACCUGAUAAACAGGCAAGUAAAUGGGAAGAAAGGAAAGAUGGUGGUGAUGUUCGUGGACUUAAAAGCAGCUUUUGACUCGGUGGACAAGAGGAUUCUGGUGGAAGCCAUGAGAAAAAGGGGAGUAAGGGAGGGCUUGGUGGAGAGGUGUAAAGAACUGUUGGGGGAGACGAUAUGGAGA
Temnothorax curvispinosus is the source of this 891-nucleotide messenger RNA. RefSeq lists its product as uncharacterized. The annotation marks the transcript as partial. The transcript has a single exon. NCBI's taxonomy places the organism in Eukaryota, Metazoa, Arthropoda, Insecta, Hymenoptera, Formicidae. The record is from RefSeq and is a predicted model, not a curated record.